Thlaspi arvense is the source of this 813-nucleotide messenger RNA. The record is from the annotation of a GenBank genome assembly. NCBI's taxonomy places the organism in Eukaryota, Viridiplantae, Streptophyta, Magnoliopsida, Brassicales, Brassicaceae.
AUGAAGAGAAUUUUUGGUGCGAAGAACAACAAAGAGCCUCCACCGUCCAUCCAGGAUGCCUCCGAUCGGGUUUCUACCAUCUCCCUUUUGGAUUCGUUUGUUUUUUAUUCCUUCUUCUCGAUAUCGUUUAAGGAAUGUGGAGAAUUAGGGUUUUGGGAGUCUUCGAUUUCUGGGAUCAAUAAAAGAGGAGAGUCAGUGGAAGAUAAGGUUAAGAGGCUUGAUGUUGAGCUCUGCAAAUACAAAGAACAGAUCAAAAGGACAAGACCUGGUCCUGCUCAGGAAGCUAUCAAGGCUCGAGCUAUGAGAGUUCUCAAGCAGAAGAAAAUGUACGAAGGACAACGUGACAUGCUCUACAAUCAGACUUUCAACCUUGAUCAAGUUUCAUUUGCUGCUGAAGGCCUCAAAGAUGCUCAACAAACUAUGACAGCGUUGAAAUCUGCGAACAAGGAGUUGAAAGGAAUGAUGAAAACCGUCCAGAUUCAAGAUAUAGAUAAUUUACAAGAUGAGAUGAUGGACUUGAUGGAUGUGAGUUCUGAAAUUCAAGAGACACUGGGUAGGAGCUACAAUGUUCCCGAUGAUAUUGACGAAGAGGACCUCAUGGGCGAGCUUGAUGCUCUUGAAGCUGAUAUGGGAAACGAGACUGAAGCAGACGGAGUGCCUUCCUAUCUCCAACCCGAUAUGGAACCGGAUCCUGCUGACGAACUGGACUUGCCUCCAGCACCAAACCGGCGUACAGGAGCUCCACCUGGACGAACUCAGGCUGAGGAUGAAUGGGGAUUACCGGCGGUACCACGUGCAUCACUUCGGGGCUAA